AUGGCGCCGUCCGAGCAGAGCCGGCUCGCUGUUGCCGCGCAGACCGAGGGCGGCGACGAGCGCACAGCGCGGAGGCUGCUGAAGCCGAGGAGGCGCGCGCAGAUCGAGGUAUGGCUGGACGAGGCCAUACGCACACGGGAGGAUCAGUACUGCGGUGCCGGCAGGAUGUGCGGCCACCGUUCGGAUGCGCUCGCAUUGCCAGGCGCCGACCAGACCGGUGGUGGCUCGCGCUCGAUUUCCUCAGAUGUCUGCCCAGUCUGCGGUCGGUCCUGUGAGGACGAGGAGCCUGUCACCACCAAUCAGACAGAAAAAGAAAACCGACUAGAAGAGCAGCCACGGCCGGGCGGGAGCAAGCUAGGCAAAGGCAAGCACAUGCUUCGCGGGAUCAAGACGGCCAUGGGCCACCUCAAGGCCAGGGACGGCAGCAAGAGCGAGGAGGAGGGGUUGGGCCGGGCAGUGUCGACGCAGAUGUUCGUCGCAGAGGCCAGCGAGUACGGAAGCUCCAUCUGCUCUGCAUUCAGUUCCAGCCUUUCGAACAUGGGCGGCGGCGACAACAACAAGGCGCUGGAUGAGCGGAUGGCGCGCUUGAGGAGGGCGCAGAAGUUACUGGACAAGAGUCAGGUCAAGCGUUGA
Molecule: messenger RNA, 633 nt
Organism: Diaporthe amygdali
Lineage: Eukaryota; Fungi; Ascomycota; Sordariomycetes; Diaporthales; Diaporthaceae
Exons: 1
Coding region: 1-633 (210 amino acids)
Source: RefSeq, a predicted model, not a curated record